UCCCAACUUUCUCUCCAUCAUCAUCAUCUCGUUGUUGUUGUAAUCGUUUAAUGGUAAUGGGAGGGUGGUCGAAUCAGAAUUACCACGCGCGGUCCAAGAGCUUGCCGACGAGGCCGCACCCACUGGUUUCGGAAUGCGACGAGCAUCUGUGGCGGCUCAAGGCGUUGGAGUCAUCGGCGUGCAGCUGGUCGCCGCCGGGUAUGAGCCAGAGGCUGGCCGGGCUGCAGGAUUUGCAGGACUGCGUGAGCAAGCUGCUGCUGCUGCGGCGGACGCGGGAGGCCUUCGCGGCGCACCGCCGGGAGAAGUGGGUGGACGACGUCUUCGAUGGCUCGCUUAGGCUUCUCGACAUGUGCAGCGCCGCCAAGGACGCCAUUAUUCAUACCAAAGAGUGCGUCCGGGAGCUUCGGUCCAUGCUCCGGAGACGCUCCUGGGGCUCUGCAAACGCCGUCGCCAAUGAGGUGGAGAAAUACAUAGCCUCAAGAAAAGUGGUGAAGAGAGCAAUCCAAAAGGCAGUGAGCAGCGUGAAGGGGAGUAGUGGUGGGGGGAAACCCAGUUCCAUUAAAGACCCAGAAACCAUGGCUUUGAUAGGAUUAUUAUUCGACGUGGAAGCCGCCAGCCUCAACGUCUUCGAAGCCCUUCUCUGCUACGCGUCCGGGAAGAAGGGCAGGGCCAAGCCCACCGGCUGGGCGCUCGUCUCCAAGCUCAUGCGCGCCACAAAGGCGCACCCGCCGUCGUCCACGGAUCAGGACGCGCCGGAUCAUCAAUCCGGAGAAGCCAACGAGUUCGCCGCCGUGGACGCGGCGGUGGACGCGGCGGCGACCAGACUCUCCGACGCCGGCGCGGAGGGCAUGGGGGAGCAGCUGGGGAAACUGGAGGCGUGCGUUCAGGAUUUGGAAGGAGGGUUGGAGGGUUUGUUCAGGAGAUUGAUUAGAAACAGGGUUUCGCUUCUCAAUAUUCUCAAUAAUUAACAUUUUAUUAUUGUUAAUUAUUCAUUAAACUAUUUUGUAGAUCCAUUAUUGAUAAAUGUGUGUAUUAUGAUGCCAUUUAUGGAAGGUAAUUUGUAGAUUAAUAUCUUUUGCUUUCUUUUGAACUUGUUUUUUUAGUUCAACAAGGCAUAUGGGAGUAAGGAUU
Molecule: messenger RNA, 1131 nt
Organism: Momordica charantia (bitter melon)
Lineage: Eukaryota; Viridiplantae; Streptophyta; Magnoliopsida; Cucurbitales; Cucurbitaceae
Biological process (GO): root development; shoot system development
Source: RefSeq, a predicted model, not a curated record